Molecule: messenger RNA, 1020 nt
Organism: Phaeoacremonium minimum UCRPA7
Lineage: Eukaryota; Fungi; Ascomycota; Sordariomycetes; Togniniales; Togniniaceae
Product: putative mrna processing protein
Exons: 3
Coding region: 1-1020 (339 amino acids)
Biological process (GO): mitochondrial respiratory chain complex IV assembly
Cellular component (GO): extrinsic component of mitochondrial inner membrane
Source: RefSeq, a predicted model, not a curated record
AUGGCAGACUACGAGGCCCAUCUGGAGGUGUGCGAUACACUAAAGCAGAUUAAUGAGGACGAUCAUGACCUACGGUCCGGUCGAUUCUUCCCGGAGUUCGAAUACGCGGGACCACAGAUGGAAGAAGCAGUAGUCAAUAUGACCAACUGGGAUACGCUCCUGUAUACUCGCAAUUUCGAGGCGAUAAAUUCCGACCGAAGCAUGCGUCAGGCUACAAGGCUUCUGACUUACCCGGUCACAAUCGGCAGCAUCCUGCAUGAGCUUAGUCCUUAUGGCAUUCGUAAGGGUGAGCGGCUCACUGUGGAGGGAUUGAAGAGUUUCAGUGCUUUACGAUACACUCUCCAUCCGCCCAAGACGGGAGGUGGUGAAGGUGUAAAGGGCUUAAGACCAGAAGCUCCGCCCGUGCGAAUCUUCAUCCUAGGCGCUCGUGCAGAGUCUUCUCUUCCACGAGAUGUCUGGGUUCAACUUGCGCACCUGUUCCCGCGUGCCAAAUUCCACCUGAUCUUUAUUGGCCCUGAGAGCAUGGCGAACAGAGAUGAUGAGUUUCCUCUUCCUCCCCGAACCCAUUCCAAUCCAUUUGGGGCCGUUGUCGAGGAUCGCGUAUGGCCCACCAUGAAGAUCAGCACUAUUGUUGAUUACUACCAUACACUGCACAAGACAGGCUACUUCUACCCCUAUGAUCCCUACUUUGACUGCUUUAUGCUUUUCCACCCUGGUCUUGGUCACCCUGCCAGCUCGCAUGAGUGGGAAGAGACUAUACCUCUUCUUCUUGAGACGAAGGCACCUGUUCUUGUUACCGGCUACACGCAGUUCGAUAUGGAGCGAGAUAUUGAGUGGGUCCGCAAGAAGGCAGCUGGCGAAUUCGAUCUUCUCAUGGAGCCCGGCGAGAACAUCUUCCGGAGUCUACGCUGGGAUUUGAAUGAUCUCGACCCCCAGGACAUCAGUUGUGGUAAUUGGGGCGUCUGGGCUUUCCGUGGAAAGAGGUACGAAGCGACGCAGAAGGAAGUUCUGCAAUUAUAG